UCAAAAAUGGAGAGGUUUUAGCCCUCGAAAAAGUCCACUCUCCUCCUCUCUCUCUCUCUCUCUCUCUCUCUCUCUCUCUCUCUCCACCACGAUCGCCAUGGCCUCUCUCUCCGCCCCCGUCGCCUCCUCCUACUCCUCCCAAUCCCGAUCCCGAUCCCGAUCGAUCCAUGAAACCCUUUCCCCUCGAUCUCCGCACUCCUCUCCCCUCGCCGCUCGAUACCUAGGGCGUAAACCCUCGCCAAUCGGGGGUGGUAGGAUCGCCGCCUCCGCUCCGACUCCUCGCUACGAGGUCGUGUGCAAGGCCGUCUCCGUGAAGCCCCCCACGGAGAUCGAGGGGCUCAACAUCGCCGAGGAUGUCACUCAGCUUAUUGGGAAGACACCAAUGGUAUACUUGAACAACAUUGUAAAGGGCUGUUCAGCAAAUAUUGCAGCAAAACUUGAGAUUAUGGAGCCUUGCUGUAGUGUGAAAGAUAGGAUAGGUUACAGUAUGAUAGCUGAUGCCGAAGAAAGGGGUGUUAUAACCCCUGGAAAGAGUAUAUUGGUGGAACCAACAAGUGGAAAUACCGGCAUUGGCCUUGCCUUUAUUGCAGCUGCUAAAGGCUACAAAUUGAUCCUAACAAUGCCUGCAUCGAUGAGUAUGGAAAGAAGAGUUCUAUUAAAAGCUUUUGGAGCAGAACUUGUGCUUACAGACUCCGCAAAAGGCAUGAAAGGAGCAGUUGAUAAGGCAGUAGAGAUUUUGAACAAGACGCCCAAUGCCUACAUGCUUCAACAGUUCGAAAACUCUGCAAAUCCAAAGAUACAUUAUCAAACUACUGGUCCAGAAAUCUGGGAAGAUACCAAAGGAAAGGUAGAUAUUUUUGUUGCUGGGAUUGGAACUGGUGGAACAAUAACUGGUGUUGGGCGUUUUCUGAAGAAACAAAAUCCUAACAUUAAGAUUAUCGGCAUCGAGCCUUCUGAAAGCAAUAUACUCUCGGGCGGGAAGCCUGGUCCACACAAGAUUCAAGGCAUCGGGGCAGGCUUUGUGCCAAGGAACUUAGAUCUUGAAGUACUUGAUGAAGUUAUUGAGAUAUCGAGUGAUGAGGCUGUAGAGACAGCGAAGCAAUUGGCUCUUCAGGAAGGCUUGCUGGUUGGAAUUUCUUCAGGGGCGGCAGCAGCAGCUGCUAUGAAGGUUGGAAAGAGACCUGAAAAUGCCGGGAAACUAAUUGCGGUUGUGUUUCCGAGCUUUGGUGAGAGGUACCUUUCCUCUGUCCUCUUUCAGUCGAUACGUGAUGAAUGCGAGAAGAUGCAACCCGAGCCAUGAUACUUGCUUUCCCAUACAAUUCCGCACGGAAUCUGUCCUCCAGAUUUUCCAUUUUUCCGCAAAUGUAAUUGAAUGCAACCACUGCUUGUUCAAUAAAUAAAAAGUCUGGCAGAUCGUCUGUUUGUGAUCUUUAACCCAGUUGCUGUGAUAACUUUUAAAAGAAAAAUCAUGAUGAAACUAAUAUUAAACCAUUGUGUCCCUCUUUUCGAGGAAGCA
This is a messenger RNA of Ananas comosus (pineapple), 1516 nucleotides long. RefSeq names its product cysteine synthase-like. The transcript has 10 exons. Gene Ontology annotation, molecular function: cysteine synthase activity. The record is from RefSeq and is a predicted model, not a curated record. Gene Ontology annotation, cellular component: cytoplasm. Lineage: Eukaryota; Viridiplantae; Streptophyta; Magnoliopsida; Poales; Bromeliaceae. The coding region runs from base 98 to 1300 and encodes 400 amino acids.